AAUAUUACCUUGACCCCAAAAGGUCGUGUUGUUCUGUUUUUUGCUUUGCAGGAUUUAAACGACAUGGCAGUACUUUUACGAACAAGAUUUGCACGUCGGUUGGUGAACUGUGCACUUAAGUAUCAGUCAGCAUGUAUGUCAAGUGUUCCAGAUCCGAUAACGAAGCCCGACAUUAAGUAUGCAGGGAUUUUCAUCAACAAUGAGUUUGUAGAUUCUGUAAGUGGGAAAACCUUUCAAUCAAUCAAUCCAUCAACUGGGGAGGUAAUCUGUGAAGUGGCUGAAGGAGACAAGGCUGAUGUAGAUAAAGCAGUGAAUGCAGCAAAACAGGCCUUUAGACUGGGAUCACCAUGGAGACGGAUGGAUGCUGCUCACAGAGGACUUCUAAUGAACCGACUAGCAGACUUAAUGGAGAGAGAUCAAGGUUACCUAGCUUCUUUGGAAACUCUUGACAAUGGGAAGCCUUAUCAAGUGGCCUUUGCUGCUGACCUUGAACUCUCCAUCAAAUGCCUCAGGUACUAUGCAGGAUGGGCAGACAAAAACCACGGAAAAGUUAUUCCUAUCUGUGGUGAUUUCUACAGCUACACUAGACAUGAACCUGUAGGCAUCUGUGGACAAAUUAUUCCUUGGAAUUUCCCCUUGCUGAUGCAGGCUUGGAAAUUAGGACCUGCAUUAUCAAUGGGUAACUGUGUCGUGAUGAAGACAGCAGAACAGACACCACUGACAGCUUUAUAUGUUGCUCAGUUAGCAGCAGAGGCAGGAUUUCCCCCAGGAGUAUUGAACAUUGUACCAGGUUAUGGCCCAACUGCUGGUGCUGCUAUUGCCAACCACCCAGAUGUAGACAAAGUGGCCUUUACUGGAUCUACAGAGGUUGGAAAAAUAGUUGCCAAAUCUGCAGCUGAGUCUAACUUGAAGAGAGUGUCCCUGGAAUUAGGAGGAAAGAGUCCAAAUAUCAUACUCUCUGAUGUUAAUAUUGAGAAAGCUGUUGAGGAUGCCCAUUUUGCCUUGUUUUUCAACAUGGGUCAGUGUUGCUGUGCAGGAACUAGAGUGUACGUAGAAGAAAAGAUAUAUGAUGAAUUUGUAGAACGUAGUACAGAGAGAGCAAAGAAAAGGACUGUUGGGGAUCCAUACUUAAAAUCAACUGAACAAGGACCACAGAUUGACCAGGAUCAGUUUAACACUGUACUGAAGUAUAUUGAUAUUGGUAAGAAAGAGGGAGCAAAGUUGACAACAGGUGGAGCUAGUAUCGGGGACAAGGGAUACUUCAUACAACCCACAGUUUUUGCUGAUGUCAAAGAUGAUAUGGCUAUUGCUAAUGAAGAGAUCUUUGGUCCAGUGAUGCCAAUUAUGAAGUUUAAGAAUAUUGAAGAGCUGAUAGAGAGAGCAAAUACUAACAGUUAUGGUUUGGCAGCAGCUGUUCACACCAAAGACUUGGAUAAAGCUAAUUACCUCAUCAACAGUCUCCGAGCUGGAACUGUAUGGGUGAACUGUUAUGAUGUGUUUGAUGCUGCAGCACCAUUUGGUGGAUAUAAGAUGUCAGGACAAGGCAGAGAGUUGGGAGAAUAUGGACUGCACGCAUAUACAGAAGUUAAAAAUGUAACCGUUGCACUUACACAGAAGAAUUCUUAAAGAAGACAUCAGCAUGAAGACAAACAAUAUUACCAUUACUAUUUAACAUGCUGUUUUUAUUGCACUCUGAACUUUUGACACUUGAUUAGUGUCCUUAAUAUUAAAGUAUUUGUAUUAUUAAUAUUUUUAAUAUUUUCACAUACAUUUUACGUGUAUAAUGCAAUCUAAUACUGUUUUUUAACUAUUUAUACAAUCAUGUUGAACUGUGAUGAAUUUUACAUCUUGUUGUUUACAAUUUAAUUUUGGGACUUUGUUAUAUUUUAUGAAAGUAUUAUAACCGUCUGAUUUCAUGGAAUGGAAUUGAAUUGACGAUUCACAUAGAAGCUAUAAUAUAAGGUUGUAUAUGUCUUGAGUUAAGAAUGACUUUCAUAAAUGGUUUAUUAUAACCAAAUGAAGAAAGUGCCUUUAUAUCAAUUGUAAAUAUCAGAUAUAUUGAUCCAAAUAAAAUAUAUAUUUAGAAAUUGA
Mytilus californianus (California mussel) is the source of this 2091-nucleotide messenger RNA. RefSeq names its product aldehyde dehydrogenase, mitochondrial-like. Gene Ontology annotation, molecular function: aldehyde dehydrogenase (NAD+) activity. The coding region runs from base 64 to 1626 and encodes 520 amino acids. Lineage: Eukaryota; Metazoa; Mollusca; Bivalvia; Mytilida; Mytilidae. The transcript has 14 exons. The record is from RefSeq and is a predicted model, not a curated record.